GAGUGGCGUAAACACUCCUUCAUGUGUAGCUGUCACUGUCACUGACGAGCCGCGGCCUUUACCGAGUUUUAAACGCGUGAAUUUCACCAUUUGGUAAAACAUGUCGGUGAAACACGCCCUCGGUCGGGGUCUGGAGCUGGGCAGGUCCAUUUUCCAGCUCGGUAUCCUAAAACCGGCCGGCCGGGUAGCAGCGAAGUUCCGCGGAGAGCGGCUGCGGUUAGGCCCCGCGGCCCGGCCCGUCCAGCCUCAGCCUCUCCUGCCCGCUCGGUACCGAUAUUUCCGCAUGUCGCUCCGCGGCCUCGCUGCGCAGCUCCAGGCGGCCGGGUUUAGGAGGCUGGCCGGGGGCGGAUCGCCCAGGAACAGGGCCGUUUUCCUGGCUUUCGGUGUGGGUUUGGGUCUGAUCGAGCAGCAGCUGGAGGAUGACCGGAGGAGCGCAGCAACAUGCCAGGAAAUUCAGGCGCUGUUCAGGAAGAAGAAGUUCCAGAGCCCGCUAAAGCCGUUCACCUCAGGUUAUAAGCUGGAGGACUAUGUGAUUGGGAAGCAGAUAGGAAAAGGCUGCAAUGCUGCUGUCUAUGAGGCUGCUGCUCCUUUUGCACCACUUAGAGAGAGCACCACAUGUUCGCUGGUGGAGCUGAAACCAAAUGGAGAAGAAACCAACGUCUCAGAGUCACUAAGAUUCCCCAGUGCAGCCAGCUACCCACUGGCAGUGAAAAUGAUGUGGAACAUUGGGGCGGGGUCCUCUAGUGAGGCUAUCCUCAAUUCCAUGUCCCAGGAGCUGGUCCCUGCAAGUCCUGAGGCUCUAAAGAAGGAGAAGGGAGAGGUCGUACUGAGUGGUCAUUUCGGGAGCGUGCCCAAGAGAGUGACAGCUCAUCCCAAUGUCAUCCGAGUGUACCGGGCUUUCACAGCUGAGGUUCCGCUUCUGCCCGGUGCUGAAGAAGAGUAUCCUGCUGCACUGCCCAGCAGGCUCAACCCUGCAGGAAUGGGCAACAACCGCACCCUCUUUCUGGUCAUGAAGAAUUACCCAUGUACACUGCGUCAGUACCUGGAGGUGUGUGUACCGGGCCGCAGGCAGGGCUCCAUGAUGUUGCUGCAGCUGCUCGAGGGCGUGGACCACCUGUGCAGGCAGGGCAUCGCACACAGAGACCUCAAAUCAGACAAUGUGCUGCUGGAUUUUGACGCAGUUGGCUGCCCCAGGCUGGUCAUCACUGACUUUGGCUGCUGCCUGGCAGAGGAAGGCUUGGGCCUGAAACUGCCCUUCACCAGCCGCUGGGUGAACAGAGGGGGGAACGCCUGCCUAAUGGCACCUGAGGUGGCUACAGCUGUACCAGGUCCUGGAGUGGAGAUUGACUACAGUAAGGCAGACGCAUGGGCAGUGGGGGCCAUCACCUAUGAAAUCUUUGGUCAGCCCAACCCAUUUUAUAGCCCUGAAGGCCUGGAGAGUCGCAGUUAUCAGGAGAAGCAGCUGCCCCGACUGCCAGCCAGUGCACCUGAGCAUGUGCAGCUGGUGGUAAAGCUGCUUCUGCGCAGGAACCCGAACAAGCGUCCUAGUGCCCGUGUGGCUGCUAACAUCCUGCACCUCAGCCUGUGGGGCAAGCGAGCUCUGACCAGCCUGAACCCAGCCAGCAUGGGGAAGAUGGCAGACUGGCUGCUGUGCCAAUCAGCCGUGGUGCUCCUGAAGGGCUGCGGGCCCAGAGGCAGUUCUGUGGAGGCCGAGCUGCAGAGAGGAUUCCUCUCCAACCUGGACCUGGAGGAGCUCCGCAUGGCUGUGCGCUACUUGAUGUACGGACGAGAGCUGUGGCAGAGCGCUGAUGUCUAAAGAGACUACAGGGCACAGUGCAUGUGCUGACAUGCUUUUUUCACUGGAAAAGCACAAUCAGAUUUUAUCUAGUCUCAAUAGGGACACAUUUUAGUGAAACGUGUAAAUGGAAACUGGCCAAAGUUUAUCCAGAUACAGUCUGGACACAAAAAGACAUGUUAAUGCAAGAAAGUGUAAACAGGCUCUAUAAAAUAUAAUAAGCUGUUUCUGUCUUUGUAAUUUUGGCCUUUAGAGGUAAAUGAAAUGUUGACCCAGAAAUGAGAUGUAAAUCACAGCAGUUGUUGCUUUCUGAUCUACCAUAAGCUGUGGAAGCUCUACAGUCUGUUGAUGUAAUAGCACUUUAUGUACUUGCACCUUUUUAGUCAUGAAAUAUAAAAUAAACCGUAACAGCCUGGUAAUAUGCUGCUUCUGACUUAGCUAAAUUGUUCGCUGUACACAGCCGUGUUUGUUUUACGGGUUUCCAGUAGUUUGUGCUAAGUCUAAUUAAUUACCAGGACAUAAAAAUUAAAAUGGGUCAAUUUUGUUUUUGUUCAUGUUCAUCACAUAAAGCAAUAAACCUACUGUGUCAUUUUA
Pygocentrus nattereri (red-bellied piranha) is the source of this 2389-nucleotide messenger RNA. Its product is annotated as PTEN induced kinase 1. Gene Ontology annotation, molecular function: protein serine/threonine kinase activity; ATP binding. Gene Ontology annotation, cellular component: mitochondrion. Lineage: Eukaryota; Metazoa; Chordata; Actinopteri; Characiformes; Serrasalmidae. The record is from RefSeq and is a predicted model, not a curated record. The coding region runs from base 101 to 1816 and encodes 571 amino acids. Gene Ontology annotation, biological process: protein phosphorylation; positive regulation of mitochondrial fission; autophagy of mitochondrion. The transcript has 8 exons.